AUUCCUCCAUUCACUCCUUUCCGUCUUGUCUUUUUUUCCUUUUAAAUAUUAUUUCCAUAUUUCCAUAGUUGUUUGCAUAUAUUUUCUUUCUCCGAUUAUCAUCUCCUUAUUUUCAUUUUUAUUUUUAUUUUUUCAUAUACCAAAAGAGUGAAGUUUUCUCACGAGGAAAAAAAAAGCUAAAAAUGGGGUCGAAGUGGAUGUGGUUGAUAUUACACUUUGCAUCGGUUUUGGUGUUUGUUUGGGGAGAUAGAACAAUUUUGAAGGUGGAAGGGCCUAUGUUGUUGGAUAAUUCACAGAGAUAUGAAGGCAGUUUCAUUAGCAAAGCAGUGAACUUCUUAUGGCAACCAGGGGAAUCAGGUUAUCAACACGUUUGGCCAGACAUGGAAUUUGGGUGGCAAAUUAUCUUGGGUACCAUUGUUGGAUUCUUUGGAGCAGCAUUUGGAAGUGUAGGUGGUGUUGGUGGUGGUGGCAUAUUCGUUCCUAUGCUCAGCCUUAUUAUUGGCUUUGAUGCAAAAUCCUCCACAGCUAUCUCAAAAUGUAUGAUAAUGGGUGCAGCUUUGUCAACUGUUUACUAUAAUCUUAAUCUAAGGCACCCCACACUGGAUUUGCCCAUCAUCGACUAUGAUUUGGCACUGCUCAUUCAACCAAUGCUCAUGCUUGGCAUUAGCAUUGGAGUGGCCUUCAAUGUCGUAGUUGCUGACUGGAUGGUCACAAUGCUGCUUCUUGUUCUCUUUUUAGGAACAUCCACAAAAGCAUUCUUCAAGGGUGUUGAAACAUGGAAAAAGGAAACCAUAAUGAAAGAGGAAGAUGCUAGGAAACAAGCGACAAAUGGUGUUGGUUCUGAAGUAGAAUACACACCAAUUCCCAGUGGACCUGGCAGUGACAUUGCAAAGGACACCAGAAACGAGGAGGUGUCUAUGCUUGAAAAUGUGUACUGGAAGGAGUUUGGACUUCUUGUUUUUGUUUGGGUUUCAUUCCUUGGAAUACAGAUUGCCAUGAACCAGACAAGCAAAUGUUCAACAAUAUAUUGGGUACUGAACAUGUUGCAGAUUCCAAUUUCAGUUGGGGUAUCUGGAUAUGAGGCAGCUUCCUUGUAUAAAGGACGGAGACAAAUUUCUUCAGUGGGAGAUCAAGGGAAAACUUUUACUUCUCAGCAGCUAACUAUAUAUUGUAUCUUUGGUGUAUUGGCUGGAAUAGUUGGUGGCUUACUGGGAAUAGGUGGAGGAUUCGUAAUGGGGCCACUCUUUUUGGAGCUGGGAGUCCCACCUCAGGUUUCAAGUGCCACAGCCACCUUUGCCAUGACCUUUUCCUCAUCUAUGUCUGUUGUAGAAUACUACCUGCUCAAACGUUUUCCAGUUCCUUAUGCUCUGUACUUUAUUGCGGUUGCUGCUAUUUCAGCAAUUGUAGGGCAGCAUAUUGUGAGAAAGCUGAUCGAUGUGCUUGGGAGAGCAUCUCUAAUCAUCUUUGUUCUAGCCUUCACAAUACUUGUCAGCGCAGUCUCACUAGGUGGAGUUGGCAUUGUAGCAAUGGUCAAAAAGAUUGAAAAUCACGAGUAUAUGGGAUUUGAUGACCUCUGCACAUAUGAUUCAUAGCCCAUUUCACUAAAUUAUUUUAUGCUUUGUUUUGUCUCAAGUUCCCAAUAAAGGAGCCAAGAGAACCUAGGUCGCCAAAAUUGACUUAAGGUAUGCUUGGAUUCCCGUAAAAAACAGUGGACUUGAAAGCAAUGCAUACAUGCUUCUAUGUAUUUAUCUGGGUUUUUUGUGAGGAAAAAAAUGUUAGAUGUUGGACACUAUUUCAAACACUCACUUGUGCUCUGUGUGUGCCUGGGCUCUUGUUAAGAGGUAUGAUAUGUACAUUUAUAUUUUUGUUGCUGCUAAGACAUGUAUUGAUGACACUGUUGAAGAUUGAGAAACUGAAAUCAUGUUAUUUUAAUAUUCUUUA
Glycine soja is the source of this 1941-nucleotide messenger RNA. RefSeq names its product sulfite exporter TauE/SafE family protein 3-like. The coding region runs from base 183 to 1592 and encodes 469 amino acids. Gene Ontology annotation, cellular component: membrane; Cul4A-RING E3 ubiquitin ligase complex. The transcript is spliced from 13 exons. Gene Ontology annotation, biological process: protein ubiquitination. The record is from RefSeq and is a predicted model, not a curated record. Lineage: Eukaryota; Viridiplantae; Streptophyta; Magnoliopsida; Fabales; Fabaceae.